UGCUUGUCCGUGCUGUCCUCGCUAAUAGGGGAAACUUCAACAUAAAAAGGUGUAUUUGGGUUUUUUGACAGUGUGCCCGGUACUUACUUGGUUAGCUGCAGUCCUGCACGGCUACCCAGCGGCUUUUUUUAUGUAUACAUGCAUCCAAAUGGCGCGUAAGAUCGGCGUGUUUCGGCCGCACAUCACACGCGAAGCACCUCCGCGUAGCGCUAUCAGAGCAGGCGCCUCAGCGACGGCGCUAGCUGCCGUAUCCCGGAUCGCUUUAGCCUGCUGCAGUGUAGCCACCCACCCAGACGCAUCUCCACGGCACCUCGUCGUGUCAGAACUUGUGCUUUAAUAGCGCGUUUUAACAACCGACGGACGUCUGGCGUUUCCGACAUGUACACAGUGUGAUUGCUCCUUCAGGUAUUGCCCACGUGUGUGUCACUCCAGAGUGGCAUUGUGGGUAAUGGCUUCAGACCUACUAGUUGAUCUCACAGAUGACCUGAAGGAGGAGGGGAACUUGGAUCAGCUGAAGCUGUCAGCUGAGGAAUGGCUCCAAGAGGAGUCGGAAGACAGGAGCAGGUCCGAAAACAACAUCUCCAGUGAACAAGGGGGAAGUGCAUUGCUACAGUGGGAUGACCCUUACUACGAUAUUGCCAGACACCAAAUUGUGGAGGUGGCAGGUGACGAUAACUAUGGCAGGAAGAUCAUCCUGUUCAGUGCCUGCCGUAUGCCCCCUUGCCAUGAGCUGAACCACCACAGCCUGCUGAACUAUAUGAAGCACACUCUGGACCAGUAUGUGGAGAGUGAUUACACUCUCAUCUACUUUCACUACGGCCUCACCAAAGAGAACAAGCCCUCAUUAGGCUGGUUCACUGAUGUUUACCGGGAAAUUGAGAGAAAAUAUAAGAAGAACAUCAAGGCUCUGUACAUCGUGCAUCCAACCAUGUUAAUCAGGACCUUGUUUUUCCUCUUGAAGCCAUUCAUCAGUCUCAAGUUUGGACGCAAGAUCAACUAUGUCAACUACCUGAGUGAGCUGGAAGACAUCGUGAAGUGUGAGCAGUUGGUGAUACCGGACAUCGUCAGACAGUAUGACGAGAAGAUCAGAGCCUCGCUGAAACCAGCCAGUCAGGGCUCUCAGCUUGCCACACCCCCGGCCCCUCUUCCUCACCAGCAGUUUCGAGUCCCUCUCUCUCUGCUGAGUGAGAGGAAUGCGGAUAAAGAGGGGAUUCCACUGGUGAUGCGAGAGACAGUUGCUUUCUUAAAGGAAUGUGGCCUACAGACAGAGGGAAUCUUCCGCAGGGCUGCCAACGUGACCCUUGUCAAGAGCAUACAGAACAGAUACAAUUCAGGAGAGGUUGUUGACUUAUAUGAGCUGGGCGAUGUCCAUCUUGCUGCUGUCAUCCUCAAGACGUUCCUGAGGGAGCUGCCUGAACCUAUCCUCACAUACCAGCUGUACAACGAUGUAGUUAACUUCUCCAAUGUGGAGAAUAGUUCUCAGGCUGGCGUGAUCUGUGACCUGCUAAAGACGCUCCCCAAGGAGAACUGUACUGCUCUCAAGUUCCUUAUACAAUUUCUGGUACAGGUGUCUGCGCAGAGCGAGGUGAACAAGAUGAACAACAUGAACUUGGCUGUCGUGUUUGGGCCAAACCUUAUGUGGGCCCGGGACGCUGCCAUGACCCUGAGUGCUAUCGGACCCAUCAACAACUUCACACGAAUCCUGCUUGACCGGCACAGUCAGAUCUUUGGCCCAUAGCCACCAAACAGGACUCAAUGAAGCACUUCCUGUUUUUUUUUUUUAUAGCGUCCCUCUCGACCAUCUGACCCUAAAUCCAGCCCGAUCACAGGUGUUGCCCCCUAGUGCCAAAUGUAUUAGUGUGGCUACUUGUGUAUUGUUGUUACUGUACAUAGAACAGAAUGAGCUGGAGGCUGUAUGUUAUAGGGACCAACUUAAGGGCUAAGGGUGAGAAGAGGGAAUUGGACUGCCUUUUUGUAAUUGGUCCCCUCACAUUCCCAAAAGAUGGCUGCAUUAUCGCACGUGGUACAUGCCUUGGUUGUGCUACUUUUAAGAUCGAGGCAAUCAACUGUUCUUGAGUGCCUCCAGUAGGAUACAGGUGCUCUACUCAACGAGACACGUUUAUAUAGAAAAUGAUCAUAAUGGUACAGUGGUACAGACUUUAAAACUGAUUUUUUUUUUUUACAGUACUCUCAUCUGCUAGAAAUGAAGAUCUCAUUUAUAUAAUCUGUUGAUUUUAAAUUGCCUAAUUUCCAAGUGGACAGCAAGAAUUAUCCAAUAUACUGUUGAAAAACACUUAUUUUCACAAUAUUCUGUAAAGGGAAAUUUAGUUUGUGCUCAAUAUUUUGAUUUGAUUCAGUAUGCAAAAUUACAGAAAAAGUUUCCACAGAACAUGACAACGGAAGUGCAACGAAACUUGAAUAAAAUUUGACGGUGUUUUAUUUAGUGAUUUCGUGUGAACUUUUCCAGCAUAUCACAUACAAAUAUUGUAUUCGAUCUGUAUCUUCUUAGUGAUGUAUUUUCCAAAUGGUUCCAGACCCUCCCCAGCACAACAGCUGGAAAAAAAGCACAAAUUCAAAAGUUAAAUAUUUCAACUUGUAGAUUAAUGGUCCGGAACAAUUACACGGUUUAAAAAGUUGUGGUAUUCACCAGAACACAUCUUCCGAGUAAAUCGGACAGGGCAGAACUUCAGGAACCACUCUAUUUUGUUGUCACCUUUGUCAUUUUCUGGCUUCAAAGGACAUUGGAGUUACAGUGCAACCUUAGGUGCUGCAACGUGUAACUUUGCCGUUAUCCAGCUAGCGAAUCGCAUCUCUCAGGUGUUAUGCGCCAGUUCAGAUGUAUUCCUUGUGUUAAAGGCAUGUUGAGGGCUGAGCUCUGUACACGCCUGCUUACACGGUGGAGUACAUGUCAGCAACUGGCCUUUCCCCCUUUCUCCAGAGGCACAUAUUUCACAUACAAUAGCUGCUUAAUUGGCAGGAAAGGCAAUUGGGCCAGUUUUGUUUCAUGCUUGAGAAGAGAUGGAACCUUGCAGUUGAAUGGUACACAUGUAUGAUUACAGUCUUUUGGCAAAGUUGACUUGGGGUCCCAGGUUGCUUUCAGCUCAGGCAUAGCAGACAGCCUAAAUCUUUCAAGGUCCUACCAGUGACUGGUUCAAGUCGGAUACAUUUCUGUAUUAAUUGGAUAAUAGUUGUUUUAGUGUUUUUUUUUUUUUUUUGGACUUUUCCAUGUGCCAAAAUGUUUACUUCUGUACUUAUGAAUUAGUUAUGUUCAUUAUAUGGUUUUGUUUGAAUCUCACUUUUUAAAUAUUUCUUUUGAUGUUUUUGCCUCUUACUAUUUUUGAUAUCCAGUGUUCUGUGCAACGGGGAAGUGGUGAACUUGUCUUUCUAGAAGCUACCUAACUUGUGUGUGUGCCUUGUUCAGCCAUGUGCAUCCUGCCCUCAAACACUCCAUUUUAGCUACCCGAACUCUCCAGAUGUAAGCCAUGCUGUUUUCUAUUUGCUACAGUGGAAAUGCAAUGCUGUGGUUUUUUCCCCUCCUGAAUGACCUCAUUCUAAUGUGGUUUUACCGUGGUCUUGUUUCUUAAGACUCAGGAGUUUUUAUAUUACCUGUCAAAAGUGCAAAUUAUAAUAAAUUGUACUAUACAGUGACAGAA
Brienomyrus brachyistius is the source of this 3653-nucleotide messenger RNA. RefSeq names its product Rho GTPase activating protein 1 (gene arhgap1). Gene Ontology annotation, molecular function: GTPase activator activity. Lineage: Eukaryota; Metazoa; Chordata; Actinopteri; Osteoglossiformes; Mormyridae. The transcript has 13 exons. The coding region runs from base 449 to 1738 and encodes 429 amino acids. Gene Ontology annotation, biological process: small GTPase-mediated signal transduction; negative regulation of endocytic recycling. The record is from RefSeq and is a predicted model, not a curated record. Gene Ontology annotation, cellular component: cytoplasm.